AUGGACUAUUUUGAUGAUGAGCCUCUUGAGUCUGAGAUCAAAGAUGAGACAGAAACCACGCCAUCACUGCAGAACAGCGAUGACAUCCUGUACUGCGAAGCCGAAGCCCCUCCCACUGUUGAGAAGGAGAAACCCACCAGGGAGGACUCAGAAACCGACUUGGAAAUUGAAGACACAGAGAAAUUCUUCACCAUCGGACAGAAGGAACUGUACCUGGAGGCCUGCAGACUGGUGGGCGUAGUGCCUGCCUCCUACUUCAUCCGGAACAUGGAGGAGUCCUGCAUGAACCUCAACCAUCAUGGGCUGGGCCCCAAGGGUACCAAGGCCAUUGCUAUAACUCUGGUGUCCAACACAACGAUUCUCAAACUGGAACUAGAAGACAACGCCAUCAUGGAGGAGGGCGUCCUGAGUCUGGUGGAGAUGCUUCAUGAGAAUUACUACCUCCAGGAGCUGAACAUGUCUGACAAUGACCUUGGUUUGGAGGGAGCCAGGAUCAUCUCAGACUUCCUCCAGGAAAACAAUUCUUCACUCUGGAAACUGAAACUUUCAGGAAACAACUUCAAGGAAGAAUCUGCUGCGCUUUUAUGCCAAGCCCUGUCGUCCAAUUACAGAAUUAGGUCACUGAACCUCAGCCACAACCAAUUCUCUGAUGUAGCAGGGGAGCAUCUGGGACAGAUGCUAGCCCUCAAUGUAGGGCUCCAGUCGCUGAACCUAAGCUGGAAUCACUUCCACAUUCGGGCGGCUGUGGCCCUGUGUAGCGGUCUCCGGAAAUUGGACGUGUCCAUGAAUGGCUUUGGGAAUGAAGGCGCUCUGGCCCUGGGGGAUGUCCUCAGACUCAACAGCUGUCUGGUCUACAUCGACAUCAGCAGCAAUGGCAUCACCAAUGAGGGAGCCUCCAGAAUCAGCAAGGGACUAGAAGUCAACGAGAGCCUCCAAGUGCUGAAGCUCUUCCUGAACCCUAUGAGUAUGGAGGGGGCAGUUCAUCUCAUCAUGUCCAUCAAGAGGAACCCCAAAUCCAGGAUGGAAGAGCUUGACAUUUCUAACAUUCUGGUAACAGAGCAAUUUGUAAAAGUCCUGGAUGGAGUCUGUGCCAUUCACCCCCAGCUGGAUGUGUUAUACAAGGGAUUGCAGGGUCUCUCCAGCAAGAAAACCGCCUCUCUGUGGACCAACCCCAUGAAACUGAUCCAGAACUACACAGAACAACAGAAGAUCUCAACUGUGGAGUUCUUCAAGAGCUUGAAUCCAGCGGGAUCAAUGAUAAUGCCUGUGGGGGACUUUCGGAAAGCCAUGAUACAGCAAAACAAGGUCCCCAUCAACCGGUACCAGGUCAGGGAGCUCCUAAAGAAACUGGAUGAGAAGAACGGUAUGGUGGACUUCAGGCGCCUGCCAGAGUCAGAAGCCCAGCCCGCAAGAACUGGCCUCAUCCCUGAGAGUCCCGCUGAGACGCCACCUCUCCGUGUUGUGUUCUACUUUGCCCAGCAGGCGGCGCUCUGA
Messenger RNA from Microtus oregoni (creeping vole), 1494 nucleotides. It is a transcript of the gene Lrrc74a, whose product is annotated as leucine rich repeat containing 74A. Gene Ontology annotation, molecular function: protein binding. Bases 1 to 1494 code for a protein of 497 amino acids. Lineage: Eukaryota; Metazoa; Chordata; Mammalia; Rodentia; Cricetidae. The transcript has 14 exons. The record is from RefSeq and is a predicted model, not a curated record.